This is a messenger RNA of Xenopus tropicalis (tropical clawed frog), 3361 nucleotides long. RefSeq names its product SMAD family member 9 (gene smad9). NCBI's taxonomy places the organism in Eukaryota, Metazoa, Chordata, Amphibia, Anura, Pipidae. Gene Ontology annotation, biological process: regulation of DNA-templated transcription. The record is from RefSeq and is marked provisional. Gene Ontology annotation, cellular component: nucleus; transcription regulator complex; cytoplasm.
UCCGCAUGUACUGAGGCCGGAGGGACCCGCACAGCAGAGACACAGGACAUAUGGCCAAAUCCUUGAGAGAUGUAUAAGUUUUUCCCAGAGGUGUUUUUACAUUGAAGAACGAGUGAAAGUUUUCUUGCUGCCUGUACUCACUGCUUCUUUAGACUUCAUCCUGGUUUGAUCUGAAGGUAAACUCAGCUAAUCCUAUGCACGCCAGCACUCCCAUCAGCUCUUUGUUCUCCUUCACUAGCCCUGCUGUCAAACGGCUGCUUGGCUGGAAGCAAGGAGACGAAGAAGAAAAAUGGGCAGAGAAAGCGGUGGACUCGCUUGUGAAGAAACUGAAGAAGAAGAAAGGGGCAAUGGAAGAACUGGAAAGGGCUUUAAGUUGUCCGGGGCAGCCUAGUAAAUGUGUCACCAUCCCGCGUUCACUGGAUGGGAGGUUACAGGUGUCCCAUCGCAAAGGUCUCCCCCAUGUCAUCUAUUGCCGGGUUUGGAGGUGGCCUGAUCUGCAAUCCCAUCAUGAGCUGAAACCCAUGGAAUGCUGUGAGUUCCCUUUUGGCUCCAAGCAGAAGGAUGUGUGCAUAAAUCCCUACCAUUACCGUAGGGUGGAAACACCAGUGUUACCACCAGUGCUUGUUCCAAGACACAGCGAGUUCAACCCACAGCUAAGCCUUCUAGCAAAGUUCCGAAACACCUCGCUUAAUAAUGAACCACUUAUGCCGCACAAUGCAACUUUCCCAGAGUCUUUCCAGCAGCAGCCCCCAUGCACUCCAUUCUCUUCCUCACCGAGCAACAUCUUCCCUCAGUCCCCAACCACGGUGGGCUAUCCAGAUUCCCCUCAGAGUUCCGCUGACCCAGGAAGCCCAUACCAGAUCACAGAGACACCCCCUCCGCCAUAUAAUGCUCCAGACAUUCAAGGAAAUCAAAACAGACCCACUGCAGACCCAGCUGCAUGCCAGUUAGUUCUGUCGGCACUAAACAGAGACUUUCGCCCAGUUUGCUACGAAGAGCCUCUGCAUUGGUGUUCUGUUGCUUAUUAUGAACUGAAUAACCGAGUAGGGGAGACCUUCCAGGCCUCCUCACGCAGCGUCCUCAUUGAUGGAUUCACGGACCCCUCUAAUAAUAAAAACAGAUUCUGCUUAGGGCUUCUGUCAAAUGUCAACCGCAACUCCACUAUUGAGAAUACCCGCAGGCACAUUGGGAAAGGGGUUCAUCUUUACUACGUGGGAGGCGAGGUGUAUGCAGAAUGUGUGAGUGACAGCAGCAUUUUCGUACAGAGCCGCAACUGCAAUUACCAGCAUGGCUUCCAUCCUUCCACCGUCUGCAAGAUCCCCAGUGGCUGCAGUCUGAAGAUAUUUAAUAACCAGCUCUUUGCCCAACUUCUUUCCCAGUCAGUUAACCAAGGCUUUGAGGUUGUUUAUGAACUGACGAAGAUGUGCACCAUUCGAAUGAGCUUUGUCAAAGGAUGGGGAGCCGAGUACCACCGACAGGAUGUAACUAGCACCCCCUGCUGGAUUGAGAUCCACUUACACGGGCCUCUGCAGUGGCUGGACAAGGUUCUGACACAGAUGGGCUCACCGCAUAAUCCAAUCUCUUCUGUAUCGUAAACUCUCUGCAGCCACAUAUGGCAAGCAAUGGCAUACUGUACUAGCUUGCCCUUAUAUAAAAGAGCACAUAAUGCUAGCCACACAUAUCUGCACAAAAGGCUCCAUAACCCAUGACUUAUCAUAAUCCUUUUAGCUCUGACUUUCAGGUGUUCUGCGUCCCCCGCCCCAUAUAUAUAUGGGGCUUCACUUCACACUCUCAUUCCAGGAAACAGAGCCACCAUCGAAGGGGACAGGUGGGAGGCCAGUCAGAGUCCCCCCAUCACAGUGGAGAGCCUGUACAUACAUGGUGGUCCUGAAUUAUGGCUCCCAAAAAGAAUAGGACUUUAUAACAUGGAAUGAGGUUUGGCCUAGAGACCUGAAGCAGGUUGGGGACCGGCUGAAUACCCACAAAAUGGUUGGGUUUUGGGUGGCGUUUGGCUUUUAAAGGAAUGCAUUUCUUUUAUCUUUACCUGUCUGAUCCACCUCCAGAGUGAUGCGGAUCCUGGGUUCAGGUAGUGGGCCAGGGUAGGGCCCAUAGUGGGGUGGCGGGUCGGGUUGCGGGUUUGGACCAGGAGUGGGUGUUUGGUAAAAUAGGGCAUGUCCUGGGUAGGUCUGGGCUACCAUUCUACUCAGUGGGCAUUACACAAGGUGGCCCAGCUGGGCAAAGGGCUAAGAACCCAGUAGUAUGGGUGCCCAUGAUUUCUGAUGGUGGCCCUGCCAGGAAAAAGUAGAUUCUAAAUACACUCCUUCAAGUUCCCUACUCCUUGCUUUAAAAACCUUACAAGUAAUAACCUUAUAUCAGGUUACUUGGGGGAUAAUGAUUGAGACCUGGGCCCCCCAUUAGCAUUUGCUUUAUUUACACCCAUGGGUUAGUGCUACAGAGCCGGCUGAUAUGCAAGCAAAGCCCAUGUAUAGCUGCAUGAACAAUGUGCCCUUUUAUAAAAGAGCCAAUCAUCUUCAGGCCUUACUGUUGCCAUUUUUGUCAGCAGGUAACUAUUUGCCUUGUAAAUAUAUGCAUUUCACUAGUACUGUGUUUUUAGUGUCAUGGUUAGAUGUUCAUGUGUUUUUUAUAUAUAAAUAUAAUGUACAUACUGUUUCUAUGGAGAGAGCACUUCACUAGUACUGACUAGAAGAAUAAGGGCGGAACGGAGUGUUACUUUCUUUCUGUCGGCUUCUCAGAUGGAGAAGCAAAGUAGUCCGGGUCCAUGCACUUAAAUACGGUACGUUUUGGACAAUUUAUGUGUUUUUUGUUUUUUAAAGAAUUAUUUAAUUAUUUUUAGAUUUCUCUUUUUCCUUCCUGGUUCCCAUAUUGCUCUGUACUGCAUUGUAAGGGGGAAGAUUUUUAUAUUUGUUUUUUUGUAUAGUGAGUUAGAGAUAAAGACUGUCGUUCUGACAUAUAUAGGGAUCUAGCAGCCUCUGCCACUGACCCUGCCAGCUCUUUUAUUCAGGAAUGCACCCCGCCCCCUUAGUUGUAAUGGGCCUCUUACUUAAUCCAGAAUAUUAAAAAGAACUAGAUCUCUGGAUACCUGGAUAUAGAACAGAAAGUACCGGCAUGUCCUCUGCCACUGAUCUGGAAUGGACAGUUGGUUCUGAUUGGGUCUCACAUGCUAUUCCAUACAGCAUUGUGAGCGUAUAUCACUAUAUAUGUAGUGUUGCUGGCCAGGUAGUCACUGUAUCUCAUCCUGUGCUUCUGGUGUGCUGGCUCUCGGGGAUAUACUGUAAUAUCUGAGAUAUACUCUGUCCGAUGUCAGAUGUAUCAAUCAGUAAAUAAAGAAGUAAGAUACCAA